AUGAACAGUUUCAUCACGAGUUUACUGGGCACCCUGGAAACAGCGGACGUCACAAUAAUCGACGACAAUGCUGGAGGGAAAUCGUUGCUCAACAAACGAGCUGCUCGUCGGCCUGCGUCCGCUGCCAGUAUCGAGUCUCUUGAGAGAUGGCAAGAGCGCAAAGCUCAAACAAGAAAGGAGUCACUAGCUCCUCCCAGCCCACCUUUUAGACGAAUCCAUUCCAAUGAAGAAACCACGGUUUCUCGAUGGAGGGCAUGCCGCAAGCCACAGGAACCGGCUCGUCUAGAAUGUGAUCAAAAGCAGGAUGGUGCAAGCCCUGUUCACCCUCCUCAUGCUCCUUGUAGACGAGGCAGUAUCGAGAGACGCACAGAAGGCGAAGAGAUGUCGUUGUGCUCUGAUUCCAUCGUCGCCUUUCUGUCGACCUGUGAGGCUGCUUGA
Seminavis robusta is the source of this 438-nucleotide messenger RNA. The record is from the annotation of a GenBank genome assembly. NCBI's taxonomy places the organism in Eukaryota, Bacillariophyta, Bacillariophyceae, Naviculales, Naviculaceae.